Centropristis striata (black sea bass) is the source of this 1937-nucleotide messenger RNA. RefSeq names its product proepiregulin-like. The transcript is spliced from 5 exons. The record is from RefSeq and is a predicted model, not a curated record. NCBI's taxonomy places the organism in Eukaryota, Metazoa, Chordata, Actinopteri, Perciformes, Serranidae. Bases 45 to 515 code for a protein of 156 amino acids. Gene Ontology annotation, biological process: positive regulation of cell population proliferation; positive regulation of mitotic nuclear division; epidermal growth factor receptor signaling pathway.
UGCGCGCCCACCGAGCCUCCUGUCAGCGUCCUGUCGGCUCUGAAAUGGGGAACAGCAAACCUUCAGCGCUCCUCUCACUUAUCGGUGUCAUGCUGCUCUGGCCGUAUGUUGCCACCAAGAGUGUGUCGUCCAGACUGCAGGCUGCAGACGGCACCGCUCUCUCUGCAGGUCAAGGAGAAGAGCGCCCUCAUGUGGUGAAGCGGUCAACACAGCAGAAGUGUGACAGCAGUUAUGACAAUCUGUGCCUGAACCACGGCCAGUGCAUGCUGCUGGUGGACAUCAACGAACACCACUGCAAGUGUGAGAGGGGCUACUAUGGCCCCAGGUGUAGCAACGCGGAGUUCGUGGGGAAGAAGGCCGUGGGAGAAGAGCAGAUAAUUGUUGCCAUCUUCUGUGUGAGUCUGCUGAUUAUAGGUCUGGCCGGAGCUCUGUACUUCUGCUGCAAACGGUAUAAGAAAAACAGAUUCCCACGCCAGCAGAAGCGGCAGGGUUACAAAGGAGUCCAGAUAGCUUAGAGUGCCACACACACCCACUGCAUCCGCCUCUGGAGAUGACAAACCAGGAUUUUUUUUUACAGUUACCAAAAAGAAUAUUUCAACAUAUCAUGACGUUACCUGACAAGCUUACACUCAUUGGUUGGUUUACUGGAUGUCACAAAGCGUUGAAUCACUUCAUCAAGCCGGCAGAUCGGCACAAAGAGAUUAGAAAUGCUCAAAAAGAAAAAGCUUUUGUGUGUGCAAAGGUUGUUCUUGCCAGCUGCACUGGUUCUAGUGUUUCUGCUGCCCUCAUGUUUGAAAAAGAUGAAUGGUGAGGCACACAAAGACAGUUUCUGUGGUGAUAAUGAUGAUGGGUCAUGGAAAAUUCAUGGAGUAAUGUGCCAGUCUGAACAAAUAUUAGUAGUUUGCAGCUACGGAACAUUUCUGACCCUGUUUAGAGCUCCAGCGUCUGUAAAACGAGGUAAACCAAGACACAUGUUUUUAAACUUCUAAGGCAACAAGCCACAGUUUAACUGACAGACAUUAUAAUGCUUGUUACCAAAGCAAUUCAUCUGCCUUUUUUUCUAAAUUAAGCUCUCUUCGUUGUAAGUUAAUGUGUUGAUUUUAAGAUAUCAGAGAGCUGAUUUUUGAGAUUGUGCAAGGUUGCAGAUCUCGUCACAUCUUUUAAAGGGGCGAUGUGUCAUUUUUGGCCACAGGGGGCAGCAUUUCAUCUUGUGUGAGAAUUGCAUGAUUUACUAAUUACAGCAAUGCCACUGUUCAAGAUAGCAUAAUGUUAAAGUUAGACACAAAAACCUUACAAAGUCCUCAGAUGUGUAUAGUCAAUGUUCCAAACUAAAAUUAAGACUAAGUUUUAGUUUUAGGUGUAAACUUAAGCAGCUAAAUGUUUUAUAGCUAGCAGUGUAGCUGCGUAUGCUUCCUCUCUGAGGGCAACCUACAUGCUACAGUGACUCACUACUGCCCCUUGAGGCACAAGUGGUAUCACAAGACAGGAUGGUUGGAGCCAGCUGGUUUUGAGACCUCUGAAACACAAACAUCUUUGACAUAACAUCACAACUGUCAGUUCUUUGCAUUCUGUUGACAAUGUUAGUUCAUUUUUACAAUGUUUUAAACUAAAAGUCUGGUCAAAUCUUGCACAUUGCUCCUUUAAAUCAGCCUAAGAGACAGGAAAAACCUUGAAAAUAAAGUCUUAACUACUGCUGUGUAACAGUACAGUUCUACACAGGUUCAAAGUUUUUUAUUUAUAUCAAACAUUUCUGCCUGGUUUAGCUUGUAUUUAUUGCUGCUUUUUUGCAUUUUGUAGCUGUGAUGAAUAUUAAAACUAACCAUUAUUGACAUGAAACGGGCCACUGAGUGUAACAAUUCUGUGUUUUAUUAUUUGAAACUUUGUUAAGUAAGAAAGUAUUCUCAUUUUGAUAAUUUAUUAUAAAGUAUUAAUGUCUA